AGAAACAUCAACAGCAACAGCAGCAGAGACGACACUGUUUCCUUAUCCUCUUCUUCCUCUCCACCUUCUUCUUCUUCUUCUUUCUCUGUAUCUCUCUCUGAACUUCCCUCCCUUUUUCUUCUUUUCCUUCUCAAAUUCGAUGCUAUUACUCACAAAUCCUCUCUCUUUCCGAUGUUGCAAGAGGUCUCUGUCUCUCCCGCGCACAAUGCCGCCCUCACUGCCACCGCCUUUCCCGUUCUUCAACCCAAAAUCCCGCCAUUUUCGUCUGCCUCCAAACCCUAACUCCAAGGCCGUUGGAGGAGUAAGAUUCGACGGCCCGGCGAUCGAAGUUGGCCAAGUGUCGGAAGCCGAGGACGGCGACUUGGUGAUCGAGACCGGCGUCACGCGGACGCUGCCUCCGGCUUUGACUCUUCAGCAAGGACUUGAAAAAAUCAGAGAGGCCGUUGAGGAGUUGAAGCGCAAUCCUCCUUCCACUUGUACCGGAAUUCAUAGGUUUCAGGUGGCCGUGCCCCCGAGUGCCAAAGCCUUGAACUGGUUUUGCAGUCAACCGGAGACUUCUGCGGUUUAUCCUCUGUUUUUCAUUGGCAAGGAUGCCAAAAACCCGAGUUAUAAGUCGCUGUAUGCAAAUGAAACUCGAGGAGUUUUCGGAAUUGGUGCCGCAGUUCACUUUGCACCUUCAUCAUCUUCUUCUUCGGUCAAAAGAUAUCUUUCAAAUGAAUCAACCUCUGUAAUGGCUUAUGGUUUGGUGGAUAUUAAUUAUGACCACGAGUCAUCUUUCAUAAAACAUGAAGCAGGUUCUUACCACUUUUUCGUUCCUCAGAUUGAGUUACAUGAGUACGAGGGCGCUUCUGUUUUAGCAGCAACAAUUGCUUGGAGUGUCUUCCCUUGUACAUUUGUGGAAGCCAUUCAUUCUUUUGAGUUAUGUUUCAACCAGGCUAGUUGUCACUGUUGGCACACGCCAAAGAGCUCCCACUCCAUGAAUAUAAGACGUACUCUUGGAAAGCUCAAGCUUCAUGAGUAUGGAAAUGUUCCUUUGGUAUACAUGAACGCUCUGUCAUCAAGCAGAAAAUAUGUUGUGGCUAACAUCACGACGCUGAAAGAGACUCCGUUUUCCUGCCAGUUUUGUAUCAAGCUUUCACCUACCAUUGCAGUUUCUAGCAACAUGUUGGACCAUACCAAUAAAAUGUGCUACUCAGUUGAAGAUUGGGCCAACAUCAAUACCGUUUGGGCAUCACUUAUAAUUGAAGAAUGUUCUCGACUUGGUUUGACGUAUUUUUGUGUAGCUCCAGGAUCAAGAUCAUCCCCUCUUGCUGUUGCUGCCUCCACUCAUCCUCUUAUUACAUGUAUGGUAUGUUAUGACGAGCGCUCACUUGCAUUUCAUGCUGUUGGUUAUGCAAGAGGAUCUCAGAAGCCAGCUGUUGUCAUAACGUCAUCUGGAACUGCAGUUUCAAAUCUUCUUCCUGCUGUUGUCGAGGCUAGUCAAGAUUUUGUACCACUCCUAUUGCUCACAGCUGACCGUCCUGCAGAAUUGCAUGAUGCUGGAGCAAACCAAGCUAUCAAUCAGGUAAACCAUUUUGGUUCUUUUGUGAGGUUUUUCUUCAGCCUUCCAGCAGCCACCGAUCGUAUUUCAGCAAGGAUGGUACUUACAACACUUGACUCUGCUGUACAUUGGGCAACCUCGUCACCGUGUGGCCCUGUUCAUAUUAACUGUCCUUUCAGGGAGCCACGGGAAUAUAGCCCUAGCAAAUGGAUGACGAGUUGUUUGAAAGGAUUAGACUUUUGGAUGUCUAGCACCGAGCCAUUUACUAAGUAUAUUAAGGUACAGAGUGCUCACACGUAUGAUGAUGGUUGUGGGCAAAUGUCAGAGAUUCUAAAUCUAAUUAGAGGGACUAAUAAAGGGAUUCUACUAAUUGGUGCAAUCCAUUCAGAAGAUGAGAUGUGGGCAGUUCUUCUCUUGGUUAAACACCUUCAAUGGCCUGUUGUAGCUGACAUCCUGUCAGGAUUACGAUUGAGAAAGCUGCUGACUUCUUUUCCUGAAAUUGGAGAUGAUUUGUUAUUCGUUGAUCAUCUUGACCAUGCUCUACUUUCAGAUUCCGUGCGUAGUUGGAUAAAUUUUGAUCUGAUUAUUCAGAUUGGGAGUAGAAUUACAAGCAAGCGUGUUGCUAAAAUGCUAGAGGACUGCUUUCCCUGCUCAUAUAUCUUGGUUGACAAGCAUCCAUUUCGUCAUGAUCCCUCUCAUAUUGUAACCCAUAGAAUCCAAAGUAGCAUUGUUGAAUUUUCCGAUUGUUUAUGUAAAGCUGGGCUUCCCUGUAUGAGCAAAGAAUGGAGCACUUAUCUUCAAACGUUAAAUGUGAUGGUUUCGAGGGAGUUGUCAUUUCAAAUUUAUGCCAGAGACUUCUUGACUGAACCUCAAGUUGCAAGCGUGAUAUCCAAAGCACUUUCAGCCGAGUCUGCUCUUUUCAUUGGGAACAGUAUGGCGAUACGUGAUGCAGAUAUGUACGGAUGUGGUUGGUCAGGUUGUAGUCAUAAUACUGCAUCCAUGAUUUCAAAAUUACAACUACCCUGUCAUAUGAUUCGGGUGGCUGGGAAUAGGGGUGCCAGUGGUAUUGAUGGGUUACUCAGCACAGCUGUUGGCUUUGCUGUUGGAUGCAAUAAACGAGUGCUUUGCGUGAUUGGGGAUGUUUCUUUCCUCCACGAUACAAAUGGCUUGGCAAUUGUGAACCAGAGGACAUUGCGGAAACCAAUGACGAUAGUUGUGAUCAAUAAUCAUGGUGGUGCAAUAUUCAGUCUCCUUCCUAUAGCGGAUACAGUUGAGCCAAGCAUACUAAAUCAAUACUUCUACACCUCUCACAAUGUUUCAAUCCACAACCUGUGUGUGGCACAUGGUGUGAUGCAUCUACAUGUGAAGACAAAGGUGGAGCUGGAAGAUGCAUUAUUGACAUCUCAAGAUAAAGAGGUGGAUUGUGUCAUUGAAGUUGAGGGCUGCAUAGAUGCCAAUGCCACCUUUCACAGUACUUUAAGAAAGUUUGCGUGCCAAGCAGCAGAUCAUGCGUUGAGCCUCUCCUCAAAGAUUUCUGUUCAAGACUCACCAGCUGAUGGCACUUUACUUUAUAGAGUCCAUAGAAUGGAGUAUUCAGUAUUUAGUAUACCACUCUGUGCUCCUCCUACUAUGGUUUCUGUUGAUGAUAAUGAAACCAGCUUCUACAGAGAAGGGUUUAUUUUAACUUUGUAUCUUGAGGAUGGAAGCAUUGGGUUUGGCGAGGUUUCGCCUCUCGAUAUCCACAGAGAAAGCCUGCUUGAUGUAGAAGAGCAACUGAGGUUACUUGUUCAUAUGAUGGAAGGAGCUAAGAUUAGUUGCUUCCUUCCUCUGCUAAAGGGCUCUUUUUCUUCUUGGAUAUGGACCAACCUGGGAAUACUGCCAUGCACGCUCUUGCCUAGUGUUAGAUGUGGUUUGGAAAUGGCAAUUCUCAAUGCAUUAGCGACAAGGCAAGGUUCCAACUUAUUAGGCCUACUCCAUCCCUUGAAAGCUGAAGGAGGUAUAUCUGAAAGGCCGAUGACAGUUCAGAUUUGUGCCCUAGUUGAUUCCAAUAGAACGCCCACUCAAGUAGCUGAUGUUGUAGCAGCACUUGUUGAAGAAGGAUUUACUGCAGUAAAGCUGAAGGUAGCACGUCAGGGGAGUCCCUUGCACGAUGCUGCAGUUAUACAGGCAGUAAGAAAGAAAGUUGGGUACCAGAUUCAAGUUCGUGCAGAUGCCAAUCGGAACUGGACAUAUAAAGAAGCUAUCCAGUUUGGUUCCUUGGUAAAGGAUUGUGAUCUGCAGUAUAUUGAGGAACCUGUUCAAAACGAAGGUGAUAUUGUCAAGUUCUGUGAAGAAAGCGGGUUACCCGUGGCACUGGAUGAAACUAUUGACAGUAUUAGAGAACAUCCACUUGACAAGCUAGUGAAGUACACCCAUCCAGGAAUAGUAGCUAUUGUUAUUAAACCUAGUGUUGUUGGUGGCUUUGAAAAUGCAGCAAUAAUUGCUCAGUGGGCUCAGCAGCACCAGAAAAUGGCCGUUGUUAGUGCUGCAUUUGAAAGUGGCCUAGGUUUGUCAGCAUAUAUUCAGUUUUGCUGUUAUCUCAACCUGAAAAAUUCAGAAAUCUGUGAAAUGAUGAAUUAUGAAUUGGCCCCGUCAAUAGCCCAUGGUUUAGGAACAUACCGCUGGCUAAAAGAAGAUGUAACAACCACUCCUCUCAAGAUAGGUUGUAAUCCAGUCAGUGGCUUCGUAGAAGCAUCUGUUGCUGAUGCUGAUCAAGUUAUUCAAAAAUUUCAAAUAAAUGGCAAUGUAGUUCAUAGAAAUUUUACUGGAGAGCAAGUCCGCGUAUUCCAGCUUACUGUAGAUUCAAAGGCUUUCUCUUAUUCCAUCAUAGUCCACGAGAUUGGAGAAAGAUACAAUGAAAAUGUUUUUGUAUUUCUUCAUGGGUUUCUUGGAACUGGUGAAGAUUGGAUUGCUAUGAUGAAGGCGAUUUCAGGAUGUGCAAGAUGCAUUUCGAUUGACCUUCCUGGUCAUGGUGGAACAAAGAUACAGAACCAUGGUGAUAACGAUGCUGUACAGGAUUCAGGUUUGUCAAUUGAGGUUGUUGCCGAUCUUUUAUGUGAAGUGAUUAAACAGAUUACGCCUGGAAAGGUUACUAUUGUGGGUUACUCUAUGGGAGCAAGGAUUGCACUCUACAUGGCUUUGAGGUGUACAGACAAAGUCAAUGGAGCUGUUGUAAUAUCUGGAAGCCCUGGGUUAAAAGAUGAAGUGGAUAGAAAAAUUCGUAGAGCUAAGGAUGACUCUAGAGCUCGCUUCCUUAUUGAUCACGGCUUAGAGCUCUUCCUAGACACCUGGUAUUCUGGAGAGCUGUGGAACAGCUUAAGAGUCCAUCCCCGAUUUCGUCAGAUAGUUUCCAGCCGCCUGCAUCAUGAAGAUGUGCAGAGUCUUGCAAAAGUGCUUUCCGGUUUAAGUAUUGGGAGGCAGCCGCCAUUGUGGGAAGACUUGAAGCACUGCAAAACACCCCUUUUGCUAAUUGUUGGAGAGGAGGAUAAAAAGUUCAAGGCGAUAGCUAAGGAUAUGUCCUGUGAAUUUGCUGGUGGCACGGCGAGUGGAGACGGCCCUCCCCAUGACAUCUAUGAGAUAGUUGAGAUUCCAGAUUGCGGACAUGCUGCUCAUCUGGAGAACCCUCUCCCUGUAAUCAGCACAUUGAGACGAUUUUUGGGGAGAGUGAACUCGAAUUUGAUUCAAAACCAGAAGGCAAUUUAGAGAUGUUACUAUCUUCGCUCUUUUACGCAUUUGCUUUGUGAUGGAUACAUUGGGGAUGUCCAUAAAUACAUAAAUCGUGGCAGUCAUACAGAAGCAUAGCAACGAAUAUUGCCAACUUGCUAUCUGUCUAAGCAACUGCAUUUUCCAUCGCUACAUGAUGCUGUCGCCAACGCACUUCAUUUUACCUUCACGGCUAGUCAAACAUCGGCCUCUUUCCGGUGACUGGACGAUUUCUGGUGCUGGCUCAAAGCCACCCAAAAACUCUGCAUGUGUAUUUGAUGUCGAGGCAAAUUACUGUGCCUCAAGAUCUAGAGCGUUCGGUUUUGUUGCACCGAGAGUCAGAAGAACAUCGUUUUUUAACCAAACUGCUGGAUUCACUCAAGAACUCUUGUUCUUAGAUUGUAAUCCUCAUUGUGUUGAAUUAUCAAUAUAUCGUUGCAUUUAA
Molecule: messenger RNA, 5726 nt
Organism: Pyrus x bretschneideri (Chinese white pear)
Lineage: Eukaryota; Viridiplantae; Streptophyta; Magnoliopsida; Rosales; Rosaceae
Product: protein PHYLLO, chloroplastic
Biological process (GO): menaquinone biosynthetic process; amino acid catabolic process
Molecular function (GO): thiamine pyrophosphate binding; 2-succinyl-6-hydroxy-2,4-cyclohexadiene-1-carboxylate synthase activity; 2-succinyl-5-enolpyruvyl-6-hydroxy-3-cyclohexene-1-carboxylic-acid synthase activity
Source: RefSeq, a predicted model, not a curated record